AUGAUGCAAAGGAAAAUACAGCAAUCGUAGCAUUCAGAGACGUAACUAUUUCGUCGUGGAGUAGUGACGACAAGACAGCCAAGUUUAAAGAUGUGAUAGCUGCAGUUGCUAAUGAUUACUGCUCGAGUAAUUAUGACAAUUGUGCCCUACGCUUCUGGAACACAACGAGGACUUUCAGAAACUCUGACGUCACCAUAGCGUCUAACUACCCAAAACAAGUAGAAACAGAUAUCGAAAUACAGUUUUACGUUGUCUUACCGUCUGGGAAUGACAUCAGGAAACCGAACUCGACAGUACUUCCCAAGGGUACCCUUGAUGGUAUCCUUGAAGCAAACAGCACUCAAAUAGGCGCUGCUGUUAAUGCGCAAGUGAAGAAUACAGCUGAUGGUAGUACCACCAAACCUAAGACUGACAACGCUAUGGACUCCAUUAUGAUCCCAGUUGGAUUUGGUCUUCUGAUCUUUGUUAUUAUUUUGGCUUGCUGUCUUCAUUAUUGUCAUAAAAAAAAAUUGGAGCAAAUCAAGAAAGAAGAGAGACGCCAAUUCCUCUUAAAGCAAAAGUCGGAAGGUUCCAAACCGUAGAGUCCUUUCCAAGCACCGCCCGUCAAACAAAUACCGGAGGUUGCUGUCAAACCACAACUAAGACAAGAACCAAGACUUUAUUACGAAAACGAAAAAGAUAGCGACCAAGAUGUGAACGAAAACGAACAUAAACCUCCUCCGACAAAUGAGCGAAGACACGAAGAUGAAGGACAAAUUGAAAAUCUAUACGAAACCAAAGUUGACGGCUCUUAUUUAAACAAAGGAUGUGAAGUAAAUGUUAGAGAGGAAAAAGAUCAGCUAAGCGAGGAGAGUGAUCAUGAGAGAAGACACUCAAAACGCAGGAAGAAGAAGAAGAAGAGACGACACAAAAAUCAAGGUGGUUCACCGCAAUACGAGGACAACCAAGAUUACGGAUCAGAUGAAGAUGAUGCUUCUCCACUACACGCACUGGAGGAUGAGGAUAUUUCUUCUAGACUACCACCUCCAAGAAAACUGCCGCCGUUACGAGGACAAACAACGAAAAUGUGAAAAGGGAUCAAGGAUAAUUCAAUAGCUGCCACGGUUCAUCCCUCGUAGGUGCAAGCAUCUGUGUUUGAUUUCUGGACUCAUUUAAGCAAGGUAGCAUUUUAUGUAGCCCGACGUCUUGAAGUCUAAACCCGAGUUAAAAACGGGGUGCAGGCAGGCUAAAGCGAAAUGGCCUUCAGCUAUAUCACGUAAUUAAACAUUUCAUAUCAAAAAGAAAAUGAAGGCAACGAGAAUGAAGCUCAUGCUCAAUUGAAUCAUGAUCAGAUUCAUUCUGAAAAAUUUAGAUUUACUUAUUCAUCAGGAAACACAGGUUUUCAAAAACGUUUCCACGUGACUUAUUUAUUGGCUUUUCAGAUGGAUAAGAAUAUUUAUGUAAAAAAAACAAACACUUAGUGUGUAUGUAUAGAUAGAUAAGUAGAUAGGAAAAUAAGCAAAAGAUUGAUGGCGGCAUAUCCUUAGCAUAAACGUCUUAGCUUAGCUAUAUGGUUAGGUAAAUAUUUAAGUUUUUUCUUAUAUCUUUUGUAUAUGCAACAUGUCAAUACAAAUACAUAAAAUUAGUGCAGUACAAGAGUCUCUUACACAUGCCCCAAAACUUCUUCGCUGACUUCAAACGACUACUUUCUCGUAGCGCAACAUUUUCUCAUUUGUUUCCCAGUUUAGGCUUCCUAGAUUUUCUCACAACUCCCUUUGCUUUCCUCCUCGUGCUCUCUCCCCACACUUCCCGCACACACUUCAUUCGCAGGCCCGCCUCGUGCUCACCACUUGAUGAGCAACGACUUUUAAGCGUCUCGAAACUCAACAUACUUUAUUUUUACGAGACAGUUUAGACUUCCUAGAUUUUCCCAAAGCUCCUCUAAGCCCCCUUCUGCACUGAGCCACAUACACUUUGCUUCAUUCAGAGGCCCGCCUCGCGCUUCGUGCUAACCACAACAUUGAACUAGUGAGGAUCAUCUCCCAAUGAUUUAGCGAAUAAAAGUUAGUGAAAGUUCCUAACCCA
Molecule: messenger RNA, 2064 nt
Organism: Actinia tenebrosa (Australian red waratah sea anemone)
Lineage: Eukaryota; Metazoa; Cnidaria; Anthozoa; Actiniaria; Actiniidae
Source: RefSeq, a predicted model, not a curated record